Molecule: messenger RNA, 501 nt
Organism: Vicia faba (fava bean)
Lineage: Eukaryota; Viridiplantae; Streptophyta; Magnoliopsida; Fabales; Fabaceae
Source: the annotation of a GenBank genome assembly
AUGGUCGUUUUCUCUGUAAAACCCUUAUUCACCAUCUUUGUCGUUUCACUCACUCUCCUUGUCGUUUUCACAUUGCUCUCGCCUCGUUACCCCUUUUCCCAAAAUUGGAUUUCUGGAGAACCCUCACUAGGGGAAGUAGAUAUAUGGAGUGUUCGGAGACUCAUGGAAUGGAGACCUUGCAAAUGGUGGCUACAAGGACAUCAAACAGCUCUACCAUUGGAAACCAAUGGAUAUAUCAGAGUGGAUUGCUACGGAGGCCUCAACCAGAUGCGAAGAGAUUUUGAAGUGGCUUCAUAUUGGAAUGAAACAAGUGGUUUCGCGGAUGUAUACGAUCUAGACUACUUCAUUCAACAAAUGAACGGCUUUGUCAAAGUCGUCAAAACGUUACCACCGGAUAUUGCAACAAAAGAACCAGUUCAAGUGGACUGUAGCAAAAGGAAAGGCCAAUUCGACUAUGUUGAAAGCGUUCUCCCAUCUCUAUUAAAAGGAAAGGAAAACUGA